GAAGUCAGAAGUUUUUUUUUCUGCCUUUCUUUUCUCAUUUCCUCUCUUGCUUAUCUUUCAUAUAUUUGUUUUGGUUGCUUCCACUGAACCAAUAUACAACAGCAAAAAGCAAAGACAUCUCAGGAUUACACAUACCGUUCGUGAUUAAACUUAAAUCGCCAUGUCUCGUCGUGCAUCCCUUGUCGUUGCGUGCGCGGCCGUUCUGCUGGUGCUGCUCGCUGUUACCGCUUUCGCUGCGACGCCGCGAUGUGCUGAGGACGGCUCCCGCAUUGAGAAGGCGGUUGUGGCCUUCCCGGCCCUGCUGAGGGGUUCGCUGUCGUACAACGGCGUGAGCGGCUGCGCGUCUGACGCGCGCGCCUCCUUCGACAUCGUCAACCGCAGCGCCAUCUCGACGAUGGCGAAGAUGAACAACUGGGACUUCAUCGUGGCCCUCCGCAGCGCCGAUCCGGUGGUGUACACCCUCAGUGCGAAGUGCAACUCCGCGGUGGUGUGCGAGGCCCAAAUAACCUUCGUUGCGAAGUCCGACUAA
Leptomonas pyrrhocoris is the source of this 529-nucleotide messenger RNA. RefSeq lists its product as hypothetical. The record is from RefSeq and is a predicted model, not a curated record. The transcript has a single exon. Lineage: Eukaryota; Euglenozoa; Kinetoplastea; Trypanosomatida; Trypanosomatidae. The coding region runs from base 161 to 529 and encodes 122 amino acids.